AGUAGUUGUGUUAAAUUUUGACAGCAUUCAGAGCAUUCAUUAACUGCUUUCACAAAACCCAACCACAGAAAGUAAUUCAAAUGUUUUCAAAACUUUCGCUGAUAUUUCUAAUAUUGAGUGGCUGUUGCAAUGACCUUUUCGCGGAGCAGUUAAACGGUCAGCAGGUCACAUACUUGCAUACAGGUAUACCUCAUGUCCAGGACGCUUUGACUGUGCUGCAGACGCUAUACUCACAGAAUCGUGUGCAUAUCUAUUGCCGUCGUGAUCAGCCGCUAAGGCUGAGGAAUAUCUUUCAGAGCAAUCGACUGCAGCUAAUCUCAAAAGCGGCCAACACGGAGUACAUCCAGUACAGGGCGUCGACGGCACAGGGUGUAUAUGACGCACACAAGCAACGCCGGGAAUGCUAUGAGGGCAAAUUCCUAGCUGGCAGGGCUAAACGCGUCCACUACAUCUCGCUUUCAGCACAUGCGCAUUCCUGCUAUGGCAUCUACACGGAUCAGGCCUACAAUCUAACGCUAUUGCAGGAGCGCUGCGAUAAGGAGCGCUUGGUACGCUUUAUGCUGGGAGUAGGACUGUGGGUGAUAGAAGCAACAACUAUUGUCGGCGAAUCCUUAAUUUGUGUUUACUGUGUGGCCGCCGUGAUGGGCAUUCAUUUGGCCAGCGUUGUCGUGGUUUGUGUGGCUCUAAUGUGUCACGGCGAUCAUAAAAUGCGCAGCAUCCAGCCAUUGAGUACGAACUUUAAGCUUGUGCUCGAACAGUUUCCGACCAGCGUGGCAGUGUCCCUCGUUGCUGGCGCCUUUAUGCUGGUCAACGCGUGUCAGGACUACCAGGAUAUGUGGACCCAGCGCUGGGUGCGUCGUGCCCAUUGUCGCUUUCUGCGUUUGCUGGCCUAUCUGCUCAUCCUGGGGGCUUCGAAUGAUGCUAAGUUUGGCUGGAUAUGCGUUAGUUUGCUGCUGCCUUGGCCGGAGCUUUGGUGGGUGCUGCAGUGGAUCCAACUGAAGUUCAUAAAAUUGCAACGUAAAGUCAUGCCGCCUAUGCCCAGAAAUCUGCUCAGCGAACGCGAAUUCGAAGCACAGGCUGGCUACGAGACUCAGCGCGCCUUAAGCGAGAUGCGUCAGCGUUUACGUGCGACUGCGCCCGACUGGGAGCAGCUGGCACAACUGCAGGCACCGCAGCAGUUCGCUCAAUUUCUAAGCAGCGGCACCCACGAGCCAGAGAAACCAAAGUGGCGCAGCGGCACAGAGAUGCACAGUCGGCAUGUCCAGACCGCCGAGCCAACUGAUCCAGAUCCAGAGGCAACGAUGCUGCGCCAUUUGGCAGCUGUUAUGAAUAGUGAUUCGUCUCACUCUGCUCGCUCCAGCUCUGCCUCCGCCGACUCGUUCUGUAGGCAAUUGCACUGUACGGGCUCUACGCGCAGCCUGCAGGACGGUUCACGCAUGUACCACGUCUAGCAUGCAUUUGAUAAUUGAAAAGUAAAACCUUCUAAUGGCAGUCGAAUGUCCAUCAAAAAAAAAAAG
Molecule: messenger RNA, 1517 nt
Organism: Drosophila hydei
Lineage: Eukaryota; Metazoa; Arthropoda; Insecta; Diptera; Drosophilidae
Exons: 1
Coding region: 81-1451 (456 amino acids)
Cellular component (GO): nuclear envelope
Source: RefSeq, a predicted model, not a curated record